CACGGCGCAGAUCAUCAGGUAUGAUCCGUUAUAUUACGUCUACGUCUACGCUCAGCACGGCGCUGAUAAUCAACGUCUGGGAAGUAAAUUUGCAUCUGAGCUGGACCUUAUGUUCGGGGCUCCAUUCAGCGAUGUCACCACUCCACCUACAUCAUCAAGAAGCUACCAUAACUCCCCGGGACCUUACUCUAAUUCACCGGAAUCUUAUGCUGACAAACCGGGAUCAUAUGGGACAUCCCGACAACACCUUUCCCGUCCCGAAUUUGGUUUUCAAUUUGAGGACUCAGUUCCGAGUGUGGUGUGGGUCUCAACAAGUAACUACACCCGAAAUGAUGCUCAUGUGUCCGAAAUACUCAUGAAGUUGUGGUCAACAUUUGCGAGAUCUGGAACUCCUAAUGGGCAAGAAAGCAGCCAGCCAAACUUUAGUUAUCCUGAACGUUCACGUUUCAAAAACUUGACGUGGCAAAAAUACGAUCCUGUCUACGAGAACUACCUGGAAAUAAGUUCUCGGCCGCGCAUGCGUGACCACUACCGCGCUCACCAGGUGGCGCUCUGGAACUGGCUGCUGCCGGAGCUGCAGCUGACGUCAGACGCUCUGCAUGACGAGGAGGCCAGAUCCUGGCACCACAGUGACGAUCCUGACUACUUCGUAGGACCUGUCAGACCCUUGGACCCAUACAGAUUUUUAAAGGCGACUCCAGCGUCAUUUACAUCACCCCUACCAAUGCUUCCCAAUCCACGCAACGAGUUUUUGGGUCCGAACAUCAGCGCGACUCACGGCGUUGGUGUAAGCCGUGCAAACAUUUCCACGUCUGGGCAAGAUUCCGAGAGAAAUCCAUUGCUGGAUUACACGACGGCCCUGACCCUAACUGUGGCAAUUGGCUUGUCCCUGCUGGUCCUCAACGUGAUGUUAUUCGCAGCGCUGCUAUACCGCAGAGAACGCAGCCAAAUGGGCUCCAAAAUAACAUACGACAGCGUUAGCGUUCAACCUCUCUGCACCGUCGAUAGUGGAAUCCGAGGGGCACCAGGGACCACGCAAGGAAGCAUAACGCCACCUGGCAAAGAGGUGUUGGUGGCUACAACCUGCACCGCGGAUAUUCAAGUAACGGAACUACGGACAUUCCCUACGCCACCAGAUAUCGGGGAUCGCAACACGGAAGUGACAUCGUACACCGCAGGGCCUGGAAAGAGGAACGGGUGCAGUGCUCUCUCAACCAGUCAGUUCAUCCCGCCACCUCCUCUGCAGGCCACAUCCACAGCCUCGCAACAUGCACUCACUGAUUCGGACAUUAAUUCUUCCUUAGGUACUUCCGUAGUUAUGGGUACACCGGGCCCCCCUUGCACUGCAGGGGGCUUAUGUUCCCUGUCCCCCGGCCAUCAAGUCACUCAGUUCCCUACCACUUCAGUAAGUUACUGCCCUCCUCCUCAGUACUGCAACGAGUUCCCCGUAAGUCAGUAUUCCCCAAAUACCUACAACGGGAGUUCUUCAUGUCAAUUUUCAAACCCCAAUCAGUUCCCGAGCCCCACGAAUUGCGGUGGUGGGAACCUUUCCCUCCAGCGCAACAGUGGAACAUCUGCUCCGCAACGUUCUGCCACCCUCAACAGAAGUGGAGGACCAAAUUCUGUUUGUCUCGUCAAUUCACGGAAGCCGAAACCCCCGCGCAGAGAUUCGUCUUCUUCUUCUGUGAACGCUGGCUCUACUUUUGCCACGUUGCCCCGACAGUCGUCUUUGGAUUCUAGCUCUCAUAUUAUAGCCUAGGCUUUAAUCAAGGGUAGCGUUUAAUUCCCUAUGUGAAUAUCAAAUGAUUUUUAUAUAUCUGAUGACAACUUGUUAAAAUUAGAAUUAAGGUCUCGUGGCGCUAAUGCAUAAUCGAGUCAUUGAAAAAAUUGGACAGAAGUAAAAUUUUUCCCCGUCUUUAGAGAAAUCGUGUGCAUUACCUCAUUUAGUUUCUCAUAAAGACGAUUAAGAAUGAGUUUACAGAGAUAAAAACUCUAAUAAAAAUAAAACUCAGUACUCACUGCAGUGAGUG
Molecule: messenger RNA, 2030 nt
Organism: Hyalella azteca
Lineage: Eukaryota; Metazoa; Arthropoda; Malacostraca; Amphipoda; Hyalellidae
Exons: 6
Biological process (GO): neuron cell-cell adhesion; synaptic vesicle endocytosis; postsynaptic membrane assembly
Cellular component (GO): cell surface; synapse
Molecular function (GO): neurexin family protein binding; signaling receptor activity
Source: RefSeq, a predicted model, not a curated record